CAGCGGCCAGCAUCAGUACGCCAUGAGAUGGCUCUACGCUUUGCUCCCUGUAGCCUGGCUUCAAGGUGUGGCGUGCUCGAGAGUCUGGCGCGUCGUUGUUGAUAAAGGCUCUGCUCCCACGGUGCCACCGAUACAUCCCGGCAGCGACGAUGACGAGUACUACCUCGAGGACACGGGCGAGAAGGAGUACUACUACUACGAUCAGGACGAAUACUACGAAUACUUCCAGGACAGGAAGCCCAUUGCAUCUUUGCGGAACCGUAGAUUAGAAAAGGCCAUCAGAAAACUGCGACGCUUGGCUCAAGCAGCGCCCGUACAAGGAUGCAACGAAACGGAACUUGUAAAUGCAAGAAAUUUGUGCGAGAGAAAAAUAACCUUGGCCAAAAAGAUCCGCAGCAGAGGACCACCUAACAAGAAAAUGCGGCCUCUCCAUCGGCGAAGAGUUUGCAGGUUAGUGACCGAGUACGCUGAUUGCCUAUCAGCCAUAGCGCCCAACGGGGAAUGCCCGGACGUUGCUUUCAAACUGAAGACGGAUGGUCAGCGGAGUAUCUACAUUGAGGGAUUCCAAGUGUGCUGCUCCUCGGUCACUGAGCCUAUAGCUUGGCUCUUCUUGGCAACAGCUUGCAUCUACAUCCGAAGGCUGUGGUCACAUUAAAAGCC
This is a messenger RNA of Dermacentor andersoni, 660 nucleotides long. RefSeq lists its product as uncharacterized. Lineage: Eukaryota; Metazoa; Arthropoda; Arachnida; Ixodida; Ixodidae. The record is from RefSeq and is a predicted model, not a curated record.